Messenger RNA from Penicillium malachiteum, 1548 nucleotides. RefSeq names its product SAM complex subunit SAM50 (gene sam50). NCBI's taxonomy places the organism in Eukaryota, Fungi, Ascomycota, Eurotiomycetes, Eurotiales, Aspergillaceae. Gene Ontology annotation, cellular component: SAM complex; outer membrane. Bases 1 to 1548 code for a protein of 515 amino acids. The record is from RefSeq and is a predicted model, not a curated record. Gene Ontology annotation, biological process: protein insertion into mitochondrial outer membrane. The transcript has 4 exons.
AUGACCUCUCCUCUAUCAGCCGGAGAUGAAGAUAUCUUCGAGCGCCUGCAGCAGCGCAAGGACCCUAAGGUCCUUGAAGAGCAGCAGCAGGCUGUGAAUGAGCGCAUGCAGGCAAUUCUUCAGAAGGCCCAAAAUCGUCUCUCGGAAUUGCUCGAUCAAAAUUCCACCUUGCCAUGCACUGUCUCGUCGGUCCAGUUUCUUCAUGCUCCCAACACUCGCCGAAGCUUCCUUGAGAAGAUUGUCAACCCUCUUCUCAGCGCGAACCGUGACCGUCCCUACACUCUUUCCGAGGCACUGCGGGAAAUAUCGGCUACGGCGGACAAGCUUGGACGGUUUGACCUGUUUCAGCAGCCUAUCUCCGUCCACUUGGACGAGUCGCAAAGAGACCCUACCACUGGCUUGCGCACCAUCGAUGUUCACUUUGCUACCCGAGAGAAGUCUCGUGUACUUUUGAAGACCGGUACUGACCUUGGAAAUGCCGAGGGCUCAGCUUACGGUAACCUCUUGUGGCGUAAUGUGUUUGGCGGUGCCGAGACCUUGAACCUCAAUGCCUCCCUGGGAACACGCACACGAUCGGCAUACCAGGCUGCUUUUGAGACUCCAGUCUUCGGUGAUCCCGAUUUCCGCCUUGAAGUUGGUGGUAUCGCAAGUGCCACCCAGAAAUCCUGGGCUAGCCAUGAGGAGGUCGUCCGGGGUGGCUGGAGUAAGCUUCGAUGGCUCUCUCAAUCUGGACACCGUCACGAAUUGGGCUACAAUGGUUUCUGGAGACAAGUUACUGGCCUUGCGGAGAAUGCUUCCGCCACUGUCCGAGCUGAUGCUGGAGACAGCGUUAAGAGCAGCGUUUUCCACAGCUGGGUGAAUGAUCAGCGCGAUCACCCCAUGCUCCCCUCUCGCGGUUAUUACGCUAAGGUUUUCAACGAAGUUGCCGGCUGGGGUCCCUUGAAGGGAGACGUAUCUUUCUGGAAGUCAGAAAUCGAGACCCAGGGUGCUAUCCCGAUCCCCAUUCCCGGUAUCAGCGGUGACAGUGGCAUCAGCUUGACUACAGGCUUCCGCGCUGGUCUUCUGUGCCCCUUGGGACUUGAUUCGAGCGCCCAGCCUCAGCUUUCUCGCAUCAAUGAUCGUUUCCUCCUUGGCGGUCCCACUGACGUCCGUGGAUUCCGUCUCUGCGGUCUGGGCCCUCGUGAAGGUGUCGAUUCCCUUGGAGGAGAUCUUUACGCCGCCGGAAGUGCGAACCUGCUCUUCCCUCUCCCAAGAGUGGGAGCCGAGAAGCCUUUGCGUAUGCAGGCCUUCUUGAACGGUGGCCGAUUGCUACCACUGCGCACGUCACAGAAAACUACACCUACCAGCAGCGGAGAAGUGCAAGAUGCCGUGGUUUCCACCAUCUCUGAACUGCAAAAUGGCCUGCCCAGUAUUGCAGCUGGUGUUGGUAUUGUGUACGCCCACCCAGCGGCACGAUUCGAGCUGAAUUUCUCUCUGCCACUGGUCCUUCGCAAGGGCGAGGAAGGCCGGAAGGGCCUGCAGCUGGGCAUUGGCAUCAGCUUCCUGUAG